AUGCCUCUGUCAAGUCUCGUGCCUUCGAAGCGACGGCUGUUUGUAGUCGCUGCUUUUGCCACUGCGGUACCGCAGAUCGUCUUCUUUGCUGGUGUAGCACCAUAUUUUUGUGCGGACAAGGCGCCGCGCGGCUGGUCUGUGCUUGCCGUAGGGAUCUUUUUGGCUGUUUGCGCGUGGACAUGCUUCCUCGUGGCCGCCUUUACUGACCCGGGCUGGGUCCCUUACAGCGCUGAACACGAAAAAGAGCUGCUGUACCGGGAGGCCUCCACGGGUCUUCCAAUGAACAUUCGAGUUCGUGACAGGAAGACAGGAGAGGAGUUCUCCCUGAAGUACUGUGAAAACUGCCGGGUGUUCCGGCCACCACGAACCAAGCAUUGCUAUGUAUGCGAGCGCUGCUGUGUUCGCCUGGACCACCACUGCGUCUGGCUUGGCCAGUGCGUGGGGGCGCGCAACCACCCCUACUUUCUGGGGUAUCUCAUCUCAAUCCUGCUACUGCUCGUGUAUGGCGUUGUUGUUUGUUUCCUUGAGAUUGGCUUCGAAAGUGAACAGCUCGGCAGCGGCACCAGCGGUUUCAGGGCAGCGUUGGUGCAUCGCCCUUUUCCGGCUAUUUUGGCGCUUCUUGUUGGUGUCUACUGCCUAUUCGUUGGAGGUUUUAUAGCUGCACUGUAUCUGGUGCAGUUAUUCUUCGCAUGCACGGGCCGCACAACAGCCGAGGCUUGUGGGCGCGCGCCGAUCAAGCGGGGGUCGCGAAUAGGCAUCGCUGGCCUUGCGGAGGUUCUCUGUAUCGCUCCACAAGAUUCGAAGAAAAUCUGUGACAGGAAUGGGCGUAAUGGAGCUAAAUUCGUCUGGCAAUAUGAAUUUCUCGGACUGGAAUAUCACGAGCAAAUGAUAUCCAGCCUGAAGGAAGACAAGAGCAUUGUCUCAAACGCGGUCUACGAUGAGCGAUGGUCCGAAUUUGAGAAGCUGCGCCAUAUCCCGGUUAUAGUAUCGCAGUCGCCGGACCGGGGAACCGCUUCGGAUACAUCCGUAUCGCAGAAAUCACUAGCAGAGUGGCUGGAUCGAUAUGAAUUGAUGCUGCUGCGUCGCUGGAUCAUGGAAGGCAUGCCUGAGCGAUGUCCUCAAGAUACACCGGAAGGAGGCGAGCUGGAGGCGGCCUCCGAACGCAAGCAUCUCGAGCUUGUUCGUGCUUUCAUUCGCGGCGAGCGCGCCUCCGCCACCAUGAGCGAUCUGGAAGAUAUCCGACGAAUGCUGGUGUUAUGGCGUGAGCAAAUUUGCCAGAAGAGAAAUCUACCGGGCACUGUGCAGUCAGGCGCCGAGCUGGCGACCAUAACUGCAGCGACGGGCGCACGUGGGGACCCUGAAGCGUUGCCAGAAAUUGCGGCGACAAGUUUGCAUCAAUCGCGCGUAGUCUGCUCAAGCUUUCACGGUCGCGUGGAGAUCACGAACACAUGCGGUGCCUGA
Messenger RNA from Cyanidioschyzon merolae strain 10D, 1461 nucleotides. RefSeq lists its product as hypothetical. The record is from RefSeq and is a predicted model, not a curated record. Gene Ontology annotation, cellular component: endoplasmic reticulum; Golgi apparatus. Bases 1 to 1461 code for a protein of 486 amino acids. The transcript has a single exon. Lineage: Eukaryota; Rhodophyta; Bangiophyceae; Cyanidiales; Cyanidiaceae. Gene Ontology annotation, molecular function: protein-cysteine S-palmitoyltransferase activity. Gene Ontology annotation, biological process: peptidyl-L-cysteine S-palmitoylation; protein targeting to membrane.